AUGGCCACCUCCGACGAGGCUGUGAAGGAGAAGGUGCAAUUCUACUGCAAUAUGAAAUUGCUAACUCUCUACGAAGGAACUUAUGGUUGGCCUGGACAAGCAGUAGAUGCAGGGAGGGAUCCCAAUGGAGAGACUAGUUUUGACGACCUGAACGACAAGCCGGCAAGUGUCCCUUUUGAGCUACGAUUUCGCGACUGGAAGCUUGGCGCCGUUAAGCUAAAGCUCCCGCCCCAGCUAAAGAAGAAGGGGAAAGCCGCUAAGAAGAAGGAGACUGUAGACCAGGACUUGGAUCUGGAGCGCAUCAGAAGCUUCAUUGGGUACGCCAUCAUGAAGGAGCUUGGGAUCCGGGACCUGAUGUACAGCGAGGGUACGGACGAGGUUUGCCGAAAAAUCGACCUCUCCCACAACUAUCUCUACACCAACCUUGGUGGGUUCUCCCCAGUCAGCUGGAAGAGUCUUAACCUCAAGAAGCUCCCCGAUGCCUAUCAAAUUGUCCCUCAUCCUGCUGUCCCUUUUGGUCAGACGUUCCGCUCUACAACGAUGUAUAGAUCAGACUACUGA
Molecule: messenger RNA, 561 nt
Organism: Ilyonectria robusta
Lineage: Eukaryota; Fungi; Ascomycota; Sordariomycetes; Hypocreales; Nectriaceae
Exons: 3
Coding region: 1-561 (186 amino acids)
Source: RefSeq, a predicted model, not a curated record